Messenger RNA from Saitoella complicata NRRL Y-17804, 1175 nucleotides. Its product is annotated as Zn-dependent exopeptidase. The transcript is spliced from 7 exons. NCBI's taxonomy places the organism in Eukaryota, Fungi, Ascomycota, Saitoellomycetes, Saitoellales, Saitoellaceae. The record is from RefSeq and is a predicted model, not a curated record. Bases 41 to 1147 code for a protein of 368 amino acids. Gene Ontology annotation, molecular function: hydrolase activity.
CUUCGACCAAACGGCCCCAUAACCUUGUUCCCCCACAAACAUGCGGCUGUCAAUCUUCACCCUUGCAGCCGCCUUGGCAAUGACUGUUGCUGCUGCCAAGCAAACUCCGCUCAUGGAGCAGAGUGCGGCAGCUGAAUCCGAUCUUUUCUCGCUUCAUGCCGAUCUUGUAAAGAUCCCUAGCGUUACGGGACAGGAGCACGACGUUGCUGAAUACUUGUACAAAUACCUCGAGAAGAGCAACUUCACGGUUGAAAAACUUCCGAUCGACGACGGACCUCGUGAGAACAUCUACGCCUACCGUGGGGAGAAGCGUGAUACGAAGGUCUUGCUGACUUCUCACAUUGACACUGUACCUCCAUUUCUGCCAUACGAGGACCAUGGUGACUGGGUCAGCGGUCGGGGUUCAAGUGAUGCAAAAGCAUCUGUAGCUGCACAGAUCACAGCUGCUAAGGAGCUCGAGAGUGACGAUGUGUCUCUACUCUUUGUUGUUGGCGAAGAAACGGACGGCAUUGGGAUGAAGCAAGCACACAAGAUGGGAGUCAAGUGGGAAACUGUAAUUUUCGGAGAACCUACUGAGCUGAAGCUUGCUGUCGGACACAAGGGCCUGAUCCUUGCUAAUGUCAAAGCGAGCGGCAAAGCAAGUCACUCCGGAUAUCCUGAGCUCGGGUCCUCCGCAACGGAAAAAUUGGUCACCGCACUAUACAAAUUGCAGAACCUUGAGUUCCCGCGAUCAGAGCUCCUUGGACCUACUACCCUGAACAUUGGAACCAUCCGAGGUGGAGUGGCUGCCAACGUGCUUCCCGCCGAGGCAAUCGCAACUCUUGCUAUUCGCGUCGCUACAGAGUUGGACACUGUCAUGAAGAAGUUGCAGGACGCCGUUGCAGAGGUGGACGAUGUGGAGUUAGAGAUUACCGGAUCUUACGGAGAGCAAACCUGUGAUUACGACGUGGCCGGCUUCGACACCAUCACCGUUUCAUAUGGUACAGACAUCCCGAAUAUGUCACAUAAACUGUACAAGCGUAAGUACUUGUAUGGGCCGGGGAGCAUCUUGGUAGCACAUGGGCCUGAUGAGUACGUUGAGAAGAAGGAUCUGGAGAGGACAGUGAAGGGCUACAAAAAGCUCGUCAAGCACGCUUUGAGUGCCUGAUUGCCAUCAAGUCUUUGAAUGAGGAAAG